AAACCAUCAACUGCCCUGGUGGCCUGGCCACGUUCUCCGUGACCGGAAAUAGCGUAUCUCUUUUCGUGGGGGGCGGGUUUGGCUAGCGACCAAAACCUAGCCGCCGCCGCCAAGAGAGCCAUCUUUCCGGCGCCGUUUUCCGGCGGCUCUCCUCCGCCGGCGACCUCUUGGUCGUCGGUCGUGAGGGGGGUCGCCGGAUCCCGUGCAUGCGGAUCGUUUUUGCUUUAGGUUUAGAGCCCUAAUAGCCUAGGUUUUUAGAUUGUCCGACGUCUUGGCUUCGACGGCGGCGACGACGAUGCUGAAUAAAGAAGCUCCAGGUUCUUCUCCGGCGAGGCGAUCGUCUCUUUGCUCGGUGAUGGAUUUGGGAACCAGUCUGUUCAAGCGGGGAUAUCGUGGCGGCGACGGCAUCCUUGUGGUGGACUUGUGUCCUCGGGCUCCGCCGUUGCGACGACGUCUGCUCCAGCGUCGGCGCGGAGCUUGGGAGGUAGUUCGGGAGCAGAUGCAGAUUGUGAUCUGCAUCGACGACAUCUGGAAGACAGAACGUGUGCUGAGUUCGUGGUUGAUGGAUGGCAGGUAUGGUUUCCUACUUCGGCGUCUUAGUCGUUGUGGAGUCUCAGAUCUGGAGUUCGAUAGCGUGUCCGGGGUGUUGCCCCGGUCUGAUUCGUUCAACGGCAAUGGCUUCAUCUUUGGUGAGCCACCUUGGAGGUCCGCAAAGCUGCAUAUCAGCGAUGGAGCCGCGUCGAGCUCGGGUGAGGAGGUGAUCCGUCAUUUUUUUCUUUGGUGGCUCCUGUGGUGGUGCCGGAGGCAAGUGACGGACGAUGGUGUCAAGCUUAGCAAUGUUCUGCUAUCUUUUCAGUUUUGUCAUGUCGGUCUUUACGUGACUUGUAAUUUGAUCUUUAUGAUAUGAAUGAGACAUGUAUUACCAUGCAAAAAAAAAAAAACCAUCAACUGCCCAGAAAAAUAAGUAUUCUGUGUAUUUGGUUCUCUCUAUAAUAGCCGGAGUUACUGGUGUCUGUAAGUUGUACAGAAGAAUUGUGGUUUGUUCUGUCAUCUUGCUAAAAUUGUCAUAAUUCAUUACAAGACUAGUUCCAUGGCAACUGCAAAUGUAAUAAAAUUUGUCAUGUUUAUUAUUAGAAUUAUGAUCUGGCAGAUUCCCACAUCUAAUGCAGUUCUCUAAUCCCACUUGCAAGUGCCAGGGAGGAAAAAAGAACUAAUCAAUAUCUCGUCCACGAGCCAAAUUGUUUUUUCAGUGAAGAGAUAUUAUACCAAUCCAAUAUUAUGUGUUGGGUCUUUAAUGCCUUCUUUAACAUAGUGCAUAGCUGCGGAAGUGACAUCUAAUUAUCUUCAGCAUCUAUGGCAGGUUGAUCUUAACGGAGGCUCGUAUCAUAAAUCAUGUUUCCGUUGCACCCAUGGUGGUUGUACACUCAGCCCAUCCAACAAUGUCACACAUGAAGGCAAACUUUAUUGCAAGACCCACCAUUCUCAGUUGUUUAUGGUCAAGGGAAACUUCAGUCAGUUCGAGGAAAACACUGUAAAUGCAAAAGUGGCUGUCGAGAAACAACCAGAAACUGGAGAAGCCACUGACAAGCCAGGUCAAGGUGACGAAGUCAGUGAGAAGACCACAGAAAAUGAGCUCACAACUGAUGAACCAUCCCAAAAUGAUGUUGCAGCUGAAAAACAAUUGCAAAGUAGCAUUGAUGUUGCUAAACCGUCGGAAAGCACAGUCGAGAAGUCAGCAGAAAGUGAAAGUGUUACUGAGAGUGAGUCAAAGAGUCCUGGAGUUAACAAUAAGCCAUCAGAAAGCAGUGCCGAGAAGCCACUGCAGAGCAGUGUGGUUGAUACUAAGCCACCAGGAAGCAGUGCGGCCAUAAGAAAACCAUGGCAACGCAGUCUUCCCACAAAUAAGCCGUCAGUGAUUAGUGCAUCCACUGAAAAGCCAUCACCGAGCGAUGCGGCCAUUGAGAAGCCGUCGUCCAGUAAUGGGACUAAUGGGAAACCGUCGGACAGCAGCACAGGGGUAAAAAAGUCAUGGCAGCGCAGUGUAGCUACUGAGAACCCACAGCAGAGCAUGUUACCAUCGGAUAAGCCAGCAUCAACCAGUGCAGAUAAUGUGAAGCCAUCAGAAAGCGGCAAAGUGGCCAAAAAAACAUGGCAACGCCCUGUGGUUGCUGAGAACCAGAAACAAAACAGUGGACCAACUGAGAAGCCGUCACCGACGAGUGAUACAAAGCCAUUAGAUAGCAGCACAGCAAUUAAAAGGCCAUGGGGCCGCAGAAUAGCCAGUGAGAAAUCUCUUCAGAGUAGUGAGGUUGAUAUGAAACCAGUGGAAACCAGUACAGUGGUCACUGUUCUACAGCAGCCCAGUGAGGAACCUCUACAAACCAAUGCAGCUGUGCUACAGCAGCCCAGUGAGGAACCUCAACAAACUAAUGCAGCUGUGCUAAAGCAGCCCAGUGAGGAACCUCAACAAACUAAUGCAGAUGAUGUGAAGCCUUCGGAGGACACUGGAGCAGUAGUGAAAAAGCCAUGGCAAUUCAACACGAGAACCGAGAAGCAACCCCAGAGUAGUGUAGUCGAUGCAAAGAAAACUGAAAGUACUGGAGCGAUCAAACGGCAGUGGAAGCGCAACACGCCAUUUGAGAAGCCAUCACAAAGCAGUGCAGCAGCAGCUGUGACAACGACACAAAGCAAUGUGACCGUCACCAAGCCAGCCCCGAGCAACAUGGCUGUGAAGAAGUCAUGGCAAAGAAGUACAACUCCAAAAAAUCUGGCAGCGAGUGAUAUGGCUACCAAUAAAGCAUUGCAAACCAAGGCAGUGAUCGAGAAGCCAUCACAAGAAAGUUCUCAAGAGAAACCAUUACAAGAAAAGGCACCUCAAAUCACUGUGAUCACCGAGAAGCUAUCGGAAGAAACUUCUCAAGAGAAGCCAUCUCAAGAAAAGGCACCUCAAACUGCUGCGAUCAUCGAGAAGCCAUCACAAGAAAGUUCUCAAGAGAAGCCAUCUAAAGCAAAGACACCUCAAAUUGCUGCAACCGCCGAGAAGCCAUCACAAGAAAGUUCUCAAGAAAAGGCAUUACAAAUGAAUGAAUCUUCCAAGGAGCAACUUCAGACUGAAGAGACUAUUGAGAAACAACUUCAAAGUGAAGAUAUUGCUGAUGCUACACCACAAAGGGACCUGAUGACACAAGAUGAUGUCUCUCUCAAGAAGAUACCAGAGCCUGAAAUUGAUGCCUCUUCUGACAAGCCUACGAAGGAUCCAUCAGAGCAAGAAGGGGCUGCAUCUGGUGAGAACUUGUCAGAGUCUCAAAGUAAGCUAACUGUUGAACAGACGUUGGAAUCCCAAGACGCUGUGGUUCCUCGAGAGGCAACUGACCAGAUAAUGGAAGCUAAAAAUGAUGCAGGCAUUGAGCGGUCAUCAGAAUCUCAAAGUGUUGCACCGGCAGAGGUUCCAGUGGAGCAACCAUUGCAACAACAAAAAGAUGCAUCUACAGAGCAGGCAUUGGAAUCUCAGCAUGAAGCAGAUGACAAGGAUCAAACAGAGCCUAGUAGUGAUGCAAUUGCUAAGGAGUCAUUGCAGCUUGAAUUUGACACAGCUGCCGUGAAGUCAUCAGAACCACAAACAGAUGCAGCUGCUGAUCAGUCGGCUGAGCAGCUACCAGAACCUCAAAGUGACGCAUCAGUGGAGGAACCAGUAGUCCAUCAAGGCGACGUGUCUACUGAGAAGCUAUCUGAGUCUCAAGGUGAUGCAGCUGCUGUUGAAUCAUCAGGACAGCCAUCAGAGCCUGAGAAGUCGUCGGAACCUCAAAUGGAUGCAGCUCCUCAUAAUUUAACUGAUCAGCCAUUGGAACCUCAAAAGGAUGUAUCUAUUGAGAAGCCACUCGAAACCGAGACUAACGUUGUUGCUGAUAAUCCAUCAGAAAGCAGCUUAGCUACUGAAAGCACUCUAAAGAUCAGCACUACCACCGAGGAACCUGCACAACGUGAAAUUUCUGAUGAGACACUGCCUCAAAGCAUUGCAUUAGAUACAACACCAGAAAGCACCACAUCUGUCGAAGAACCCACAGAUGUCGGUGAGGCCAUUGUUGAGAUAUCAGAGGACAGCUCAGCUCCUGAGAAGCCAUCGGAGGAUGCUGUAACUCCUGAGGAGCCAUCAGAUGUAGGUAAGACAACUUUGGAACCAGCAGGAGACAAUGCGGCUGUUGAGAAACCAUCAGAGGAAGUUGAGGUGGGUACUGAUCCAUCAAACAACCUAGUGGAUCUCGAGAAGCCAUCAGAGAAAGAAGACGACUCUGUGAAGCCAGUAGAGGACAGUGUGGCUCUUGAGAAGCCAACCACCGACAAACCCUGGGAGGAAGAUAAGGUGAGUGCUGAACCAUCAAACGACAGAGUGGAUCUUGAUAAGCCAUCGGAGAAAGAAGCUGACACUGUCAAGCCAUCAGAGGACAGCAUGGCUCUUGAGGAGCCAGUCACCGACAAACCAUCAGAGGAAGACGAAGCCAGUGCUGAGCCAUCAAACGACAGAAUAGAUGCCGAGAAACCAUCGGAGGAGAAAGAAGAGGACACUGUGAAGUCAUCAGAGGAUAGCACGGCUGUCGAGAAGCCAGCCACUGACAAACCUUCAGAGGAAGAGGGAGAAGGCGCAGCCAGCGAGAAGCCGUCGCAUGACGAUGCUGUCAUCGAGGCACCAUCGCACGAGGACAUGGACUCGGCCACCGACAAACCCUUGCCUGCCACAGAGAAGAACAUAUCACCCUGAGCUCACCGGGACAAUGGUUAGCCGGGCACAGUCACUGCGCAUCAGUAAACAGUUUUUAACCGGGAGAAGGAUCAAUACUACCGUUGAUAGUUUUGCGUGCCAUUUUGCUUGUUUUUGUCUGUGCAAUGCUUGAAUUGUAAAAUUUGAGGGGGAAAAGGAGAGAAGGAUAGGGUAUUUACUUGGUUCACUCACCCACAAGCAAUAAGCCCCUCCCCACAUUAGGAGGAGGGCAGCAUUGUGGUCUUUUACCUUUUGACAACAGAUAUUUCUGUUGGUGUGGUUUGGUUUGUUGCUCAGAUUUUUGUUGUAUAUCAGAUGAUGUACAUGAUGGUUUGGUUCAGAUUUGUUUGUGCUUGCUGAA
Molecule: messenger RNA, 5117 nt
Organism: Triticum aestivum (bread wheat)
Lineage: Eukaryota; Viridiplantae; Streptophyta; Magnoliopsida; Poales; Poaceae
Product: cell surface glycoprotein 1
Exons: 2
Coding region: 1493-4756 (1087 amino acids)
Source: RefSeq, a predicted model, not a curated record